AUGGAGCCUGCUGCUGUCGCCACUGAGCCAUCCCUGGCCCUGGCCCUAGUUCCUGCCCUAGCACAAGUCCCUCAGGCACUCCCUGGCUUGUCACACCCAUCGCCACUUCUCUCUUCUGGACAAGAAGUACCUGGGAGUGAUAGAGGAUCUUGUCUUUGGAGGCCUUGGCUGUGCUCCACAAAUGACCCCCCAAGGCAGAUGAGGAAGCUGGUGGAUUGGGCUGCUUGUGGGACAACAGCUGCUGAGGCCACCAAGGCUGAGUCUGAGUUCCAUCACCCUGUCAGGCUCUUCUGGCCUAAAUCCCGCUCCUAUGACUACCUGUAUAGUGCUGGGGAGAUUUUACUGAAUCACUUCCCUGUCCAGGCUACUAUCAACCUAUACGAGGACUCUGACAGUGAAGAGGAAGAGGAGGAUGAGGACGAAGAGGAAGAAGGAGAGGAGGAGAAGAAAGAGGAGGCCAAUGAAAAAAGGCCAGAAGGGUGUGUGAGGAUAUCAGGGUCAGCACCACACAGGGCCAUAGCUCACCUCCCUUCCCCUCCCAUGACCUGUCCAAACUGA
This is a messenger RNA of Castor canadensis (American beaver), 558 nucleotides long. RefSeq names its product ripply transcriptional repressor 1 (gene Ripply1). The record is from RefSeq and is a predicted model, not a curated record. Lineage: Eukaryota; Metazoa; Chordata; Mammalia; Rodentia; Castoridae. Gene Ontology annotation, cellular component: nucleus. Gene Ontology annotation, biological process: negative regulation of transcription by RNA polymerase II; embryonic pattern specification.